AAUUUUAUAAUAGAGAAAAUAUAUAUAUUGUGAUAAUUUUACAAAUUUCACAAUAUCAGCCAAACGAAAAACAAAAUUUUACAUUCGCAACACGUCGAGUUCAAGUUAAAGACAUGAAUAACACUAAUUCGGAAACAACUCUGAUUUGUGAGCCCGUCGAUAUGAUUAGCAAUCUGAAGAUCUUGUCGCACGGAGCCGAGGCCGAUGAACACAGCAUCAACAGCAAAUCGACUGAAUAUCACGAAGAUCGGCUCGAGCUGGUAACUCCCGAUACGAUUGGUGAUGCCGUCCACAAGAGCCAGCGGAUGGGCAGACGUUUCUCCUGGCACACCUUGGCCCACAUUAUUGUGAUGCUGCAGAAGCGUUUGGCCCACACCAAGUCGCUGGUCGAGUAUGUCGAUGUCACCAAUGAUGUGGUCUAUUGGCGAGCAUUGGCCUUGUCGCGCGGCGAGGAAAUCGAUCGUUUCAUCAAUGUCAUUGAGCUGCAGAAGAAGCGCAUCGACACCUUAGAGAAUGAUCUGGGCACACUGGUGAAUCUGGCGCAGGAAACCCAAAAGAUGCUGGCUGAUAUCAGCCCUGAGAAGCCCAGCGAUAAGCCACGGCCAGAUGACACCUUCUAGCACAACGGUGGUUCAAAACACUCGAGAACUUUUAAUAAUUGUUUUAUACUGUUAGCCCCUCAGUUAGAGCAAUGCAAUUAAAAAUUAUGA
This is a messenger RNA of Drosophila hydei, 710 nucleotides long. RefSeq lists its product as uncharacterized. The transcript has a single exon. The record is from RefSeq and is a predicted model, not a curated record. Bases 114 to 620 code for a protein of 168 amino acids. Lineage: Eukaryota; Metazoa; Arthropoda; Insecta; Diptera; Drosophilidae.